Messenger RNA from Eucalyptus grandis, 1272 nucleotides. RefSeq lists its product as uncharacterized. Lineage: Eukaryota; Viridiplantae; Streptophyta; Magnoliopsida; Myrtales; Myrtaceae. The record is from RefSeq and is a predicted model, not a curated record. Bases 1 to 1272 code for a protein of 423 amino acids. The transcript has a single exon. Gene Ontology annotation, molecular function: zinc ion binding; nucleic acid binding.
AUGGAUCCUCCAACUAAGGGCUCCUCCGGGACAGCCAGUCCUGUCCAUGGAACUGACGCUCGUCUUGCUGCUCUCUGUAACCGAAUGGGACGACUAUGGUCCGAGCAAACAAUCGAAGUUUGUGAGGUAGCUGCACCACAGGACAAAGUGGAGGAGUGCAAAUUAACUCUAGUGGGUAAGGUUCUAACUAUACAGACCAUUAAUUCACAAGCAUUCCAGAAUACUAUGAAAUUAGCUUGGCGCACAGAAAAUGUAGCCAUACAUCAGAGUGAAGAAGGUCUGUAUGUGAUUAAAUUUAAAUCAGAAGCAGAUAAGCAACGGAUUCUGGAUGGUGGCCCUUGGCGAUUUUCAAAUCAUCUAGUUAUUUUAAAGCCUUGGCUUCCUAAUACCCCUUUACACUGCUAUGAUUUCUCUAAGUGCGAGUUCUGGAUGCAUGUUAUUGGGCUACCUCUAGAGUGGUAUACAAACAGCAUGCUUCGUAAAGUAGUUCGUCGUGUUGGUCGGGUGCUGAUAGUGAAGUUUGAACAGAAUAAUGCUCUACCCCUCAAAGCUGGAAAAGUCAGAGUAGAAUUAAAUUUACAGCAACCUCUCAUCCCGGGUCAGCUCAUUCAAUUGGAUGGAAAGACAAUUUGGUUAGACUUUCGCUAUGAGCGAUUAUCUCACUACUGUUACUCUUGCGGGGUUAUUGGUCAUUAUGCUACACAUUGUACAACUUACCCCUUUGACAUUGAAAAAGCUGACAACAAGGACAAUCUUUAUUAUGGAAAUUGGUUGCGUGCAGAGGUUAAUCAACAUAGUCCUUUUUGGAAUACCUUUUAUGGAACCAAGUUGUCUACUAAUGAGGUUGAGGAAGUCAUCCCUGAAACUCCACAUUCGCCAACGGGUCUUAUUCCUGCCACUCAACCACAUAUUAAUACUUCAACGGAGGAUUUGCACAUACCCAAUGAAGGCCAAAUUAUUACUGCGGCUGCUCCGCUCCAAUGGAAGCCUCUUGCACCAGUUGCUAAGGAUCCUAUUACAAGAAAAUUACCCGCCAAGUUAAAGCAAGCUGAAACAGGUCCAUCUAGAUUGAAGAAGUUGAAGCACUCUCACUUACUCCCUAAAGCGGGUCCAAUGAAAAAAGCAAAGCGUUUUGGAAAUUCAGAUAAGUCUUUACACAUACCUGAGGCUCUUGAUGACACCCAUCUGCAGGAGAAUCCAAUCUUUAUUGCUGAUGAACCUGACGCUUGGGCAUUGGUGGCUAGCCCUAAACAGCCACCAAGUUACAAAUGA